CCCCCGACCAUUUUGAACCCAAACCCCUUCCCCUCCCCCCUCGACCUCCCCGAAACCCCCCACUUCUCUCGAACCUAGGGUUAGGGUUUCGUCACCCCCGUCCCCGAUUCGAGCCAAUUCGCCUCGCCCCCCGCCGCGCCAUGGCCGCCGGCCCCCUCGUGGUGGACUUCCCCUCCAUGGGCACCGCCCUCUGCUUCAGCAGCCUCGAGUCCCUCCUCCGCGACUCCGCCUCGGGCUUCCUCGCCGCCGUCUCCGCCGCCCCGGCCCCCGGCGCCGCCGACCUCACCAACUUUCACCGCGUCUUCUCCCGGGUCCUCAGCGCGUACCCGGACCCACCGCUGGAGGCCGUCUGGUUCUUCUCCGCGCUCUCCUUCCACGACCGCCCCGACGACCUCCGCUCCCUUCUGCAGCUCCUCUCUGCCUUCGCUGCCUCCUCGCCCGGCGCCGCCAAGCCGCUCGCGCUGCUGGCCCCCGUCGUCUCCGAGCUUUUCCACUCCGACAAGACGCGCAGGGAGACCGAGGCCCUCGUCGAGGCCGUGCUCAGCUACAUCAGCAUCUGCAGCAGCCGCCCAGCCGCCGCCUCGGCUGAUGGGGCCAGAACCGACGCCGGGAGCCUGCUGCCUGCCUUUGGGGAGCUCGUCAAGGUGUGGAGCGUGCGGCACUCGAGGGACAGAUGCCCGUUCCAGGUGCUGUUCCCGCUCGCCGGGGAGGAGGCCAGGCAAGAGCUGAUGAAGGAAGGCUGCAGCGUUGAGUACCUCGCCGGGGUGGUGGUGGCUGAGGCGUUCCUGCUCAGGCUCUGCCUCAAGGUGCAGAAUGCAACAGGUGUAUCUCGCGCUGAGCUGCAGAAGGAGCUCAGGAUCUGGGUGGUCAGCUCCAUCCCGGUCUUCCAGAACCAGCACUUUUUUGGUGUCCUGCUGAACAUGCUCUUGAAAUCUCCGCUGCCUGUUUACUCACUACUGAGUGCUGAUGAUGAAAUUUUGGUGAGAGAUGUCCUUUAUGAUGCUCUGAUCUUGGUGGAUUAUUCUUUCAUUAACAAUGUUUCUGGAGUUGAUCAAGCUGACCUCUUGCCUAUAAAUUUGUCGAGAUUGAUUAUCACUCUUGAUGCGGUCAAUGAUGCCAGGAGGAAAGGUGAUCAAGGGAGAGCAAUGUCAUUUGUCAACGCCUUCUUGACCUCCAACGUUCCCAAUUACCUCAUCAAGUGGGCUACUUGUCAAGCUGGCUUUGGUGCACUCAACAGACCAAUUGCCAAUACUCCCCAAGCUCUUCUCCAGUGGCUUGUUGACCUUGAAGAUAAGGGGCUCAAAGUGUUUGGAGAUAGCAGUUCUUGGGUUAAGGGGAGGCUUAUUUAUGAUGAGGUCAAGAAUGGCUAUGGGAACAGGAUGGGUCAUUCAGACGCAGACCUUUUCUUCAUUGAUAAACAGAGUGGUGGGGAGGUUAUGGACACCAAAGGCAGCGAGGAUGAAGAAGCUGUGGGGAUGGAGACCUCAGGUAAUGCUUUUAUGGCUGCUGCUCAGUUGAUGAAGGUGGAGACUAACGGCAUGCGGAAGAGGAAGGGCUGUGGAAAUGAAGAUGCUGCUGCUGUGAAGUUUGUGAAGUACAAGGUAGAAGACAACUCAGUCAAGGACUACUUCUCGUCAGCGAACAAUGGCAUGAGCAGCGGUAGUGAGGUAGAGAACCCGCAGUCUGAUGAUGAGAUGCAAGAAUCAGACUGAUGAUAGAACGAGAUCACCUGCUAAUGCUUACUUGGGAGAGUUGCUUUAGAGAGUUUCUUGGACAAGUGCCUCUUCAGAGCCUGGACCAUGUUGUUUUGGAUGCCGCUUCUUAAUGAUGUCGUGCAGUUACCCUGUUCAGUUUAUGUUCUAGGAUAAUAAUCAGCAACAGAGGGUCCUGUCUCCGGCUAGGCUUUCGGAUAUAGUAGUAACAUGUUAGCUGACCUGAGUACUUGACUUGGCGCAUGAUGUGUGCUUUAUGCUAUAUAUCGUGUUCUUUGUAAUGUGCUCAAAAUGUAGAUUUGCUUCAAGUCUGUAUUAGAUGUGUACUUUAAUGUUACCCACGGAACCACUUGGCACCAGUGAAAUCUUCAACCAGUAUAUCAUGGCUUUUGUGUUGCCUUAUGUGAAA
Molecule: messenger RNA, 2121 nt
Organism: Panicum hallii
Lineage: Eukaryota; Viridiplantae; Streptophyta; Magnoliopsida; Poales; Poaceae
Exons: 5
Coding region: 141-1712 (523 amino acids)
Source: RefSeq, a predicted model, not a curated record